UUUGGACUCCUCUCUGAGAACACACUCUCUGUUGCCUUGCUGGCUUUCUUCAGUCUCUCCCUGCUUUGUGCUGGAUACAGCUGAACUGAAUACUUCAGAACUUUGCUGAACUUUCAGAAAGAACUGCAAACAGAACUUUUACAUCACAGCAAACUGGAAAACAGCACCAUGGAUAACUCUGAUGAUUACUACCCAGACUAUGAGGACCUUCCAAACAACAGCAUGUGCGACUAUGAGGAGUGGGCCCCGUCAUACUCCCUCAUUCCAGUGCUCUACAUGCUAAUUUUCAUCCUAGGCCUUUCAGGCAACGGCAUCGUCAUCUUCACCGUUUGGAAGGCUCAGGGCAAGCGGAGGGCAGCGGAUGUCUACAUAGGCAACCUGGCGCUGGCUGACCUGACCUUUGUGGUGACCCUGCCGCUAUGGGCUGUGUACACAGCCCUAGAGUACCACUGGCCAUUCGGUGCUGCCCUCUGCAAGAUCAGCAGCUACAUUGUACUGCUCAAUAUGUAUGCCAGCGUCUUCUGCCUCACUUGCAUGAGCUUGGACCGCUACCUGGCCAUUGUCCACUCUCUGACCAGCUCCCAACUGCGCACCCAAGGCCACAUGAGGGCAUCUCUGGCUGCUAUUUGGAUCAUCUCUGGCGUCUUGGCAUCUCCCACACUGCUCUUUCGCAACACCAUGUACGACAAAGACACCAACCGUACCUCCUGCGCCAUGGAUUUCAGCCUGGUGAUCACCAAACCCGGCCAAGAGAACCUUUGGAUCGCUGGGUUGAGCAUCUCCUCCACUGCCCUGGGCUUUGUCCUCCCACUCCUGGCCAUGAUGGUGUGCUAUGGCUUCAUUGGCAGCACCAUCACUCGGCACUUCAACAGCCUGCGCAAGGAGGAUCAGCGCAAAAGGCGUCUCCUGAAGAUCAUCACCACGCUGGUGGUGGUUUUUGCAGCCUGCUGGAUGCCCUUUCAUGUGGUGAAAAGCAUGGACGCCUUGUCCUACUUGGGCCUGGCACCGGAUUCCUGCAGUUUGCUCACCUUCCUGCUCCUGGCCCACCCCUAUGCAACCUGCCUGGCCUAUGUCAACAGCUGUCUCAACCCAUUCCUCUAUGCCUUCUUUGAUCUGCGCUUCCGCUCCCAGUGCCUGUGCUUGCUGAAUCUAAAGAAGGCACUCCAUGCAAGCCCCGCAAGCUCCCUGUCCUCUCAGAAGACAGAGGCGCAGUCGCUGGCCACCAAGGUGUGAGGGGCUGGUGAGUGGAGGCUUUUUUGCAGGGAAACAUCGCUAGACUCUUAAAAGAAGUCUUCAUCUCGUUUAAGCCUUCACAACUUAAAGGUAACUCUUAUUUAAUUUGGAGAAGCACCACUGGACUCUUGAAGGACGUCACCCCUAGAUUCUUGAAGGAGGUCACAAGCUGACCUUGUUCAAGCCUUCAAGGUAGCUCUAAAGAUCUUAGACUCUUGCAAGAUGUUGCAAGCCUUCAUAACUUAAUGUUAACUCUACAGAUCUUGGAGGAACACUUGCAUGCUCUUCCUCUUGUAGUCCACCAAAAGACACCUUAAGGAGCAGCAUGAAUGAAUGUGCUGGUUGAUUUUAUCACCUUUGGGCACUCCAAGGACUUAGAAGUGAAUUCAACACAAGAGUGCAAGAGUGGCUCCGGUCAUGCAGGCACCAGGGCUCCAGAGCCAUGGGCCUUACUUUUCAGCACCCCGGUAAUGCCUCUGGAGAGCAGAGCACCACAGACAGCUGUGCUCCAGACGUUUUGGGGCAGAAUUCCAGACUGUCUCUCAGGCUGGUGGGCCUCAUGUGGACUUUCCAGACUUACUCUGGGGACUCUGAGACUUAGAGCUGAUGGGCAGCCUGGUGGGUGGCCUGAAGGACAGAUUAAGAGAUAUUUGCUCUCAACUUUUUAAAUGAGCACAUUUUUAAACCGUUUUUAUUAUUUCAUUUCUUAAGCACUUGGUCAGAUGCAGAUAAGAACCUUGUUUUUGUUUGACCAUUUUAGCUUUUAGCUAUUGUCAUCAUGACUGAAGUUCAAACUUGGGGUGGGGUGUCAGUCGAGGCGAAGUGUUGCAACUUGAUUAAAGAGUUUCUGAGUGUGUGUGUGGGUGGGGGGCUCAGGGGGAGACGGGGGAUCAGACUGACAGAUGGUAACUGACAAAUGUUGGAGGGCCAAUUAAAAGGUGGCAGCUUUUACAGAUGAGAGACUGUGACGUGUGUUUGUGUGCUAGUGGACAUUUGUGGAAUGUAAUUGGUCAGUUUCUCAUUUUCUGCCAUGAAUUAUUUUGUAAAUAAUUAUAUGUAUUCUGUGAAUAAAACAUUUCUUCAACUGAAAAAGCACUCUUUUUGUUAGCGUUCUUGCUGUUUCCUUCACAGACUGCGCUGAAAUGUCUUUAGCAUUAGCUGUUUCCCUGUUUUCAGGCAGCAGUGAGGUCAUUUAUUGUCCUCCGUCAGUCCAGAAUCAAAGCAAAUGUCCAACAGGAAAUGCACGUUACAGACAGAUUUCCUCUCCUGCUACUUGCUUCAUACAUAGAGGCCCCCAAACAUCAGCAUUUUUCUCCUCUGAGAAACAGAGCUGCAUGGAAUUGCUGUGCGUGUGUUGUUGCAAUCACAAAAUUUCUGGUAUUUCCUCUGAUAAUUUCAGCAAACAUGAACAUACAUCACACCAUUGUCCUGACUCUCAAGCCGCUUUUCACACAUACAAACAAUAAUAAUGAUAAUAAUCUUUCACACUCUGAAAACAGACUUUAGCUAGAUGUUUGUGGGCUCAUAAUUAUUCAAAUUAAGCACUUACAAACAAAUGCUGCAUGUACAUCAACCCCCUAAAAGGCCGCCCCUUCAUUAAGCCAUCUUUGCACUAAUGAGCUUUGGGCUGGACAUAAUCUCAGCUGGAGGGAGUUACUGAAAAAGUGCCAAUUUCACCAACCCCCACACGCAGCAGGCACUUAAUGUAACAUACGCAAUAUGGACUGGGUUAUUAGCACUGUAUUACAUAAAUACACAAUUAGAGUUAUCACUGUAUUAUAUAAACUGAGUCGCAGUGGGGAUUUGAAUGAGUCAAGGGAGGUAGUUUUAUUUACAAUCUGUAAAUGCUGUCAUUAAAUAAACUGCAUUUUAUGCUGGGGUAGCAACGCUCCACAGUUAUGUGCAAAAGUUUGGGUGCUCCUGCUCAAAUGUUGGUUUUGUAAGUAUAAACAAGCAAACACGUCCUCUACAGAGAACACAUUUCUGUAUGUUUUGAUCCACAAUUACUCUUUAUUUGCUGAAUUUAAUGGUCUAAAGUUAUGGCACAAUUUAUACUGUGUGGUUUAUUUUUUCCCAGUAAGGUAAACUUGCAAUCUUUGAAAAAUGCCAUGUUUAAAUGUGUUAUUUUCACUUAUUUACACUUAGAAAAGCAACCAAACAUGUCAUUCAACCAAGUCUUUUGGACCAGCUGUAUAUGCUGACUGUGUGUCAUUUGACAAAAAUAUUUGAGCCUUAAAUUAUCACCUCACAAUGUUGCAAAUGUUAUGCAAACACAAGGUUUUCAUCCAAACAAUUGAUCAGAAUAUUAUUAUUAUUAUAAAAAAAAGUUAAAAAAAUUAAAACACUACAAUGGACACAGUAAAUUCAUCCCACAGGCAUACAACAAUGUUGCCAUGACUACAGAAUUGUAAUAUGAGAUGAUGAGCUUAGGUUUUUAAACAAUAAGCUUAUUAUACAGGAAUUUACAUGAUAACUACUAUGAAUAGUUUACAAUACAGAUAACUUCUUGAGGUAUUCAGUGUCUACUGAAACUAAUGCAUGAGGUCUGUAGUUAUGAAGGUAAGGAACAUACAGACAGAAUUUAAAGUGUUAAGGACUUAAGGAAUAUUAUUCAGAUUCCAUUUCCCAGAAUGUCUGUUUAUAUAAACAGUAAUUGACGUUUCAUAUAAUAAAAUGCUGAUAUUUCUGAAUAUGUUUUGAAAUAACAAUAAAUCCUUGCCUUGCACAAACAAUCUGUUUCCACAUUAACAAUCAAAUAAAGAAAUCUGAGUCCCUAUA
Molecule: messenger RNA, 4011 nt
Organism: Pygocentrus nattereri (red-bellied piranha)
Lineage: Eukaryota; Metazoa; Chordata; Actinopteri; Characiformes; Serrasalmidae
Gene: aplnrb
Product: apelin receptor b
Exons: 1
Coding region: 169-1233 (354 amino acids)
Biological process (GO): G protein-coupled receptor signaling pathway; immune response
Cellular component (GO): membrane
Molecular function (GO): G protein-coupled receptor activity
Source: RefSeq, a predicted model, not a curated record